Molecule: messenger RNA, 830 nt
Organism: Brassica oleracea var. oleracea
Lineage: Eukaryota; Viridiplantae; Streptophyta; Magnoliopsida; Brassicales; Brassicaceae
Product: putative 4-hydroxy-4-methyl-2-oxoglutarate aldolase 2
Exons: 3
Coding region: 141-641 (166 amino acids)
Biological process (GO): regulation of RNA metabolic process
Molecular function (GO): ribonuclease inhibitor activity
Source: RefSeq, a predicted model, not a curated record
GUAUGUUUAAGACGCAUGUGUUCUGUCUUUAAAUCAUCGCUUCCCAUCUCCGAGACUUGAGCACACAAAGACAGAGAGUUCUUUUUGCUUCAUCCUCGAGUUUCCUUCUAUUCCAGGAGGUGAGAAAGAAGAAGAAGAAGAUGGCGUUUGUGACAACGGCGGAAGUUUGUGACGCGAAUCAAGAUCUGAUCCGUAGUGGCCAGCUCAGAGCUCUGCAACCCUCUUUCCAGAUUUACGGUCGUCGUCAGAUAUUCUCAGGUCCUGUAGUUACGGUCAAAGUGUUCGAAGACAAUGGUUUGAUCCGUCAGUUUCUCGAAGAGAAAGGCAAUGGAAGAGUUCUUGUGGUGGAUGGUGGAGGAAGCUUACGUUGUGCCAUACUCGGAGGAAACCCAGUAGUACAAGCUCAGAACAACGGAUGGGCGGGGAUCAUAGUGAACGGUUGCAUAAGAGACGUUGAUGAGAUCAACGGUUGCGACAUUGGAGUGAGAGCAUUAGCUUCUCAUCCUAUAAAGGCUAGUAAGAAAGGACUUGGUGAACAGAGAGUCCCACUCAACAUAGCUGGCACUAGGAUCUGCGAUGGCGAAUGGCUUUACGCAGAUACUGAUGGUAUCCUUGUCUCUCAGGUCGAAUUAUCGGUUUAGAACACAAAGUAAUGGAGGAGCUUUGUCUUCUUCUUUGAAGGGAUACGUUUUGAGUUUGUGGCGUUAAUAAAGUAAAUGUUUUUCGUUGUUUGUAUAAUCUUCGGUGUCAUGGCGUGGUGUAACGUUUGUGAAAUAAAAUGGUUCGUUAUACAUUGUGCAUGUGUCAGGUCCGGACACAUUUAUCCAGAA